GGCCAAAAGGCCUACAUGCUUUUUCAUUCGAAGGCCUAUAUGUUAGUUGGGCUUGACCUCCUUACUAAACCUAACCUCGAGCAGUUGCGCUCUCUCCUUCUUCCUCAUCUCCCUCGGCGGCGGCGGCGGCGGCAAGCGAAGGAGAAGGCGAAAAUGGGCAAGGGCACGGGGAGCUUCGGGAAGCGCCGGAACAAGACGCACACGCUCUGCGUGCGCUGCGGCCGCCGCAGCUUCCACCUGCAGAAGAGCACCUGCUCCUCCUGCGGCUACCCCGCGGCCCGCAUCCGCAAGUACAACUGGAGUGUGAAGGCCAUCAGGAGGAAGACCACUGGAACUGGGAGGAUGAGGUACCUUCGCCACGUGCCCAAGAGGUUCAAGAGUAACUUCAGAGAGGGGACUGAGGCUGCACCAAGGAAGAAGGGGGCUGCUGCUAGCAACUAGACUGCACUUGUUGCGCUAAGCUGGGAGACCAGUGUCUUUUUGUUGCUUAAUUUAUCGUAACUCUAUGUUCCUAAAUGAGGCAAACGAUGUCUGGUUUUCUGUUAUUUUGCAUCCUGGAUGUUAAUCCUUGAGUUUUGAAUGUUAGAUCGUUUUAUCCGUUAUCAUCGCUCUCAUACGCAUUUAUC
Messenger RNA from Oryza sativa Japonica Group (Japanese rice), 626 nucleotides. The record is from RefSeq and is a predicted model, not a curated record. NCBI's taxonomy places the organism in Eukaryota, Viridiplantae, Streptophyta, Magnoliopsida, Poales, Poaceae.